AUGGAAGAGUCUGUUGUCACUGACACUGAAAAUUUUAGCCAGGUUGUCGUAGUAGUUGACCAUCAUGCUUGGUUUUGGUUGUCUUUUGGAGAUGGUCAUCAAAGUGUGGACGUCCUCAACCGUGCGGAAAGACUCCUGCCAGAGCUCCAAUCUAACGGAAACGUUCAACUGGUUGAAUCUGGUCUCGAGGUAUCUCUGCAAAGUGUCAGGGUCCGAGAGAUCGAUUGGGUUUUCUAUCUGGUGCUUAAAGCCGAAUGCCUGCGAAACAACAGCAGCAUAGCCCACCUCGAGCUUGGCGUUGUUUCUCAAAAUGUCCAGAACAGUUCUGUAUGCCUCCCACAAGAACUUCAACCAUGGAACAACAAGCUCUCUGUCGGAACGGUCCUUGGUGUCGUCUGUAGAAACACUGGACAUGAGCACGUCUUCUGGAGAAAUGACGACUCUUCUGUUUUCGUCGUCUUCUCCAUCUUCGUCAUCUUCCUCGAACUGGGCAGCUUCUGCCUCCAAAGUGGCAGCAACGUCGUCAGCCUUCAAUUGGGCAUCGUUCAACUUGGAUUCGGCCUUGUCAAGGAACUUUUUCACCACAGUCUCAACAGAUUGGAAACCAUACUCGUUUCCCUGAACGUUCUUCUUGUACUGGUGCAAACCGUCCUUGACAAGCUUACCACUUCUGAGCUCCACGCCCAAAUCAACAAACAAAAGAGCAAUUGGCUCAAGAUCAGCAGGAACCACAGAUCUGGCUCUUUUCGAGCUGACAAAGUCACCGGGCUAUCGAACUUGGUCCACAUUGGACCAACGGAGGACCCUUACAACGAAAUCAUUCCUCCAAACGAGCUCAAGUUCUGGCAAAGGCAAGGUGCCAAACGGCGCAAGAAUAUCCCCGAGCAAUACUCUGCGAAUGACCGGGCAAUCUUGAAAUCGGUGCGUGAUCGUGCUUAUUAUCAAGAUACUUGCUUCAGUAUUGCUGGUAUUCGAUGGGGGUGUGGAGCCAUUGUUGGGCUUGUUCCAGUGGCUGGAGACGUGAUCAAUGUUGCAAUCUCUGUGGAAUUGAUCCGUAAAGCCAACCAAAUCGACGGAGCCUUAUCUAGUCCCGUGGUUGUGAAAAUGAUCAUCAACGUGAUCAUUGACUUCUUGAUCGGUCUUAUCCCUAUUGUGGGAGACUUUAUCACUAUCGCGUACAAGGCCAACACCAGAAACUUCCAGCUAUUGGACGAGCUGCUUGUGAAAAGAUACAGUGCUGUCUUGAGCAAGCAACCUCUUGAUCCAAUUGCUACCACCAACUAG
Messenger RNA from Ogataea philodendri, 1284 nucleotides. RefSeq lists its product as uncharacterized. The transcript is spliced from 3 exons. The coding region runs from base 1 to 1284 and encodes 427 amino acids. NCBI's taxonomy places the organism in Eukaryota, Fungi, Ascomycota, Pichiomycetes, Pichiales, Pichiaceae. The record is from RefSeq and is a predicted model, not a curated record.